AUGGAUGAAGGGAUGGCACGGCCCGAAGCUGUGACCUGUUCUCAGCUCAAGUCUUUGGGCCACAUCCCCGGGUUACAAAUGAAUGCCAAAAGCCGCUCCGCAGGGAGCAGCGCCCGAGCGAGCCCGGCGGCGCGGGCAGAGCCGGGGGCGGCUCCGGCAGCGCCGGGUGCCCCCUCCGCCGACAGCGGCCCCGCCCCGGGUAGGGGCUCCCGUCGGGGCAGCCCCCCCCACCCGCCCGCCCCCGGGGCCACGCGACCCCCGUGCGGGCCGCCCCCUGCCCUGGCCCAUAUAGCCGCGGGGGGCCGGCGGCUCGCUCUCCCCGACGGCGCCGGGCGAGGAGGGCGGCGCGUCAACCGCUCGCCUUCCCCUCGGACCCCGCUCUACCUGCGGCCUCCCGGCAUGGCGCUGGCCCUGGCCGGCGAGCCGGGCCCCACCGCGGACGCCGCGGACGCGCUCGGGCUGAGCCCCGCCGGGCUCGCCGCCUACUACCCGCCCUUCCUGCCCCCGGCGCAGUACUUGGAGGCGCCCCCCGACUUCUUCCAGCCGCUGGGCCGCCUGCUGCCCCCCUCCCCGCCGCUGCCCCCCUUCGGCAUCCCCGCUUUCCUCGGCCUCCCGCCGCCNGACUUCUUCCAGCCGCUGGGCCGCCUGCUGCCCCCCUCCCCGCCGCUGCCCCCCUUCGGCAUCCCCGCUUUCCUCGGCCUCCCGCCGCCCCCCUCGGCCCCGCCGCCCCAUCCCCAGGCCCCGGCGGACACUCCGCAGCGGGCGGUCCGGCCCGGGGUGGGGUUCGAGGCGGCGGGGCAGGGCCGCAGGUUCCACUUCAGCGAGGAGGAGCUGAACGCGGUGCUGUACGGGGCGCUGCGCAGCCCCCAGCUGCCCGGCGGCCUGCACGCCAUCUCGGGGCUCCGCGUACCCCCAGCCAGCCCGGGUGCCGUCCGCUCCCCCCCGGCGCCGCCGCCCGACGGGGACGCGCUGCAGCUGCCUGAAGGGCUGGCCGUGCUGCGCGUGGCCUACGGGGACGUUUGGCACUUCGGGGUGUUCUGCACCGCCCCCAUCCCCAAAGGAGUCCGCUUCGGCCCGUUCCAAGGCAAAGUGGUCAACACCACCGAGAUCAAGACUUACGACGACAACUCGCUGAUGUGGGAGGUCUUCGAGUACGGGCAGCUGAGCCACUUCAUCGACGGGAAGGGCACGUCUGGCAACUGGAUGUCGCUGGUGAACUGCGCCCGGUUCCCCGAGGAGCAGAACCUGACGGCGCUGCAGUGCCAGGGGCAGAUUUUUUACGAGAGCUGCCGGGAGAUCGCGCCCAAGGAGGAGCUGCUGGUGUGGUACGGGGACUGCUACGUGCAGUUCCUGGGCAUCCCCAUCUGCUUGAAGGGCAUGCCGGAGGCGGGGCGGCCCUCGCAGCACCCCGAAGGCGCCGGGGAGAGCUUCAAGUGCGAGCGCUGCGGGAAGGUGUUCGCCUACCGCUACUACCGCGAUAAACACCUCAAGUACACGCGCUGCGUGGACCAGGGCGACAGGAAAUUCCCCUGCCACCUCUGCAGCCGCUCCUUCGAGAAAAGGGACCGGCUGCGCAUCCACGUGCUGCACGUCCACGAGAAGCACAGGCCCCACAAGUGCUCGGUGUGCGGGAAGAGCUUCUCGCAGUCCUCCAGCCUGAACAAGCACAUGCGGGUUCACUCCGGGGAGCGCCCCUACAAAUGUGUCUACUGUAACAAGGCGUUUACAGCUUCCAGCAUCCUGCGCACGCACAUCCGCCAGCACUCGGGAGAGAAGCCCUUCAAGUGCAAGCACUGCGGCAAAGCCUUCGCCUCACACGCGGCACAUGACAGCCACAUGCGGCGCACGCACAGCAAGGACAAGGGCAGCACCUGUGCGGUGUGCGGCCAGCACUUCCCGGAGCUGGAGGAUUACCGCUUCCACAUGAACGUCCACGCUGCUGCUCAUUAGCCAGGAGUCUGCUCCUAGACCAGCUCUGUGGGUGUUGUCAGUGUACAUGUAUGUAUGUUGGUUGUGUGCGUGCCGCAGGAGGCAACGUUGACUCUCGUGGUGUGGGUCACAAGAGUGCAGUCUGAAAUACAUUUCUGCGUGCAGACGGCUGGUUUGUAGCACUCAGACUCAGUGUUGGGGUGAGCUCUGACAUGCACUGACCCUCCCUCCCCUUCCUCUCUUGCCAUGCUCCCUCAUUUUCAGGAGUGUCCCUUCCUCUCAAGCCUCUUGUGCAUGAGUAUCAGUGUGAUGGACGUUACCAGACCUCUAACGCACCACAGUUGUGGGCUGCCUGGUGCUGUCCAUGCCAAAGCUUUUUUGAGACACGUUCUUAGCAAGUAUGUGUACCAAAGCCAGUUUAACUUGUUUGGUUUUUUAGGCACAUGACCAGUUGUGGGGUCUAUCUAUCUCCUCGUAGUGGGCAAGUGAAUGAAUCCCUAUUUGGUAGUGAAUGCUGCUGGAGCAGCUUAAGAGUAUUUAAUUGUGGCUUCAGGGCCAGCUGAGCUGACCACGGAGCUCUGGGGCAGUGACACUGACUCUUCCUUUGCCCAGGAGAGAGGAGUGGGGUGUAUGAAAUAUGGAUGCAGGUGUGGGAAAUGGCUCCAGCACUGCUGUGGGGUGGUGGCUCUACCUUCUCUCUUUCUGCAGAAGACCAAGCCUGAAGCUGUUCUGGAACACCAGCAGCUCCCAGGUGGGUGGGCCAUGGGCACUAGCAUUCUGUAGCAGCUUUGCACUGGGCUCGGCACAGCCCAGGAGUAGGCAUGAUCCCACCCCUAGGCUCCUCUGUGUCGAGGCAUAAAGGUUUUUUAAUCUACUCUUGUACCUCACUUAAGGAAGGGGGAAAGCCCUUCCCCUAUUCCCAUUGUCACUUUAAGAUGGGAUGUGUAUGACAGACAGUCCCGGGUCUUCUUAAUCCGCAAAUCUGUGUGUGUGUGACAUUCUCUCUCCAAGCCAUGGGAAUGCCUUUGCUUUGAGGGAGGGCUGGAGAGUUUUGCCCUCCAUUUCUCCCUGACCAUGCAAGCAAGUUUGGACUGUGGUGUGUGGGCUUUCUGUUGAUUUGUUUUUAGUAAAAGGAAAAUGUUUGCUCAUAAAUGCCCUUUGUUUUCUAUAGAAAAAGCUACUCAUUUAGCUAUGGGUGAAGAAUUAGUUUGGAGCCCUUUUGUAGAAAACGGGGUUUGCUUUUUUUGUGCUCUGACUUGAAAGUAACACGUCAUGCAUCCUGUCUUUCAGUACCUACAAACCAUCCCAGGUGAAGCUUUCUCAGUGUGUAUUAUUCAAUGGCUAAAAUAUUUCCAGCCUAAAAUCCUUAGUGAUACUUUCUGCAAAACAGUCCCCAAAUGAGUAACUGUGGCAUUCCCUGGCAACAUGAAAGCUCACGUGGAAAUUUGUACUGGUGGACCACUGUGCAUGGGGAGCGCAGAGUCUUCCAUCUGUCAGUGCAAUGGGCAGGGGCUGUGUUUCUGCAGGAGGCUCCUGUGCUUGCACAGGUGUAUGUGCUGUGUUGCACACAGGAAACAAUAGCAGCCCUUGCUGGAGCUGAUUCUUUAAUGCAGGUAGUUUGGCGUUAUUGAGAUGAUAAGGUUCUCUUAAUAUCCUAGAUCACCUAGGAUUAACAACAACUUUUUGAGCAUAAGUACAGAAAUUGAAAGUGUAUUCUGUGCCUAACAACCUUAAUAUCUCUUUAAAUACAGUAUAAAACUAGAAAAAAAGUUACUUGCACAUUAGAUCUUGCAGGUACAGUAUAAGUAUAUAUAUUGACUUGCACUAAUUUUUAUAUGACUUAUUGUAUUUUAUGUUGCUUUGUCCUCAUCUUUAUGGUGAAAAUAAAAAAUUACAGAACCACUUAGUUGUAUGUGGAGUAUUGAGGCCUAGCACUGAGCAACGUCUGAAAUAAGCAAGCCAUAAAUGAAUGCAGCUGAGGGCGCUGAGCCUUAGUUACAGCAGCCUGCCAACACGCUGCAGGUGUUUUCUCUCAUGCAUGUAGAACCCUGGGCGACAGAAAUGUGAAUUGUGUCUGGGAAGGCUUUGCCGGUUUGGGCCCAUAAAUAACUCCAGAUUUGUUGAAAUCAUCAGCUAAUUACUGAAAAAAGUUGUGACUCAGAAUGGAUGAGAAGUGCUGUGACAUACAUAGUUAAGUUCACCUGUGGGCUACCUCGCUGUUUCUUGUGAAUGAGGGUUAUUUAUUUCAGUGGUGCAUCUUCUGUAGUGCUUUUAGCUGUGUGCUAUGUAAAGAACCUCCAUCUAUUUUGUCCUCAAAUAUUGUGAUGAGUUGUCUGUAAAAGAGUAUGUGAAGAGCUUUGCUUGUACUUGUGACUCAAGGUACUAGUCGUCUUGCACAUUGAACUCAUAUAUGUAAAUAUUUUAUGAUAAUUACUUUUCACAGAAAGGAAAAAAAUAAAUUAUUUGAGGCUCUGGUAUACAUGAAUUGGCUACAAGCUGCUUUCUGCCCGGUGCAUCUUGGUUGUGUAUUUGAGGCACUAACAAAUGGAUGAAGGGUGUUACCGUGUCAUUUGUAAGUCAUUACAGCAUGGAACUGCCUCUUUCUGGGAAUUACAGUCCUCCUCCCACUGGGUAACAGCUGACUGUAUCAGGAGGCAAAUAGACCAUUGAUGGAUUGGUCCAUAAGAGUCCCAGUAGCCAACAAACACUGAGACCAUUCACAUUUGGACUUA
This is a messenger RNA of Numida meleagris (helmeted guineafowl), 4661 nucleotides long. It is a transcript of the gene PRDM14, whose product is annotated as PR/SET domain 14. Gene Ontology annotation, cellular component: nucleus. The transcript is spliced from 8 exons. Lineage: Eukaryota; Metazoa; Chordata; Aves; Galliformes; Numididae. Bases 1 to 1950 code for a protein of 649 amino acids. Gene Ontology annotation, molecular function: protein binding; RNA polymerase II transcription regulatory region sequence-specific DNA binding. Gene Ontology annotation, biological process: regulation of transcription by RNA polymerase II. The record is from RefSeq and is a predicted model, not a curated record.